GAUCAAACGGAGCAUAUCGAAUUAGCAGGACUAGCUGGUGGCGCAGUAAGCAUGAGUAAGCACGGAGUCUGUUCCUUAUCACGUGCAUAAGGGGAAGAAGGUUUAAACAGGUCUCUUGAGUGGUUUCCUCACUAAUGGAGAAUUACUUCCAAGCAGAAGCUUACAACCUGGACAAGGUGUUAGAUGAAUUUGAACAAAACGAAGAUGAAACAAUUUCCUCUACUUUAUUGGAUGCAAAGUGGAAUAAAAUUCUAGAUCCCUCUUCUCACCGAUUGUCAUUUAAUCCUGCACUGGCUAGUGUGAAUGAACCUGGAGUUUGUAAUGAAUCACAGCCACAGCUAAAAGUCUUCUCCGUGGCUCAUUCGGCUCCAACCAAAGAGGGUGAAGAUCAUUGUGCUAAUGGACAGAACUGUAGUCUAAAUCCAGAGAUUGCCACAAUGUGGAUUGAUGGAAAUGCUGUUGCAGAAGAUCAGUUAAUUAAGAGAAACUAUAAUCGAGAUGAUCAGUACAGUGCUGUUGAGGCGGGAGAGAAGAAAUGUGGAGACUUAACCUGUCUUACAGAUGAGAAGAAUGUUCUUGUUGUAGCUGUCAUGCAUAAUUGUGAUAAAAGGACAUUACAAAGUGACUUGCAGGAUUGUAAUAAUUAUAAUAGUCAAUCUCUCAUGGAUUCUUUUAGCUGUUCACUGGAUAAUGAAAAGAGACAAACUGAUCAAUUUAGUUUUAGUAUGAAUGGAUCCACUGAAAAAGAUAUGAACUCAGAGAAACAAAUGGAUCCAUUGAAAAGACCAAAAACAGAAGGGGAUUCUGUUAAUCAUCUAUGUACAACUUCAUCUGAUAGUUUAACCAGUAUGUGUUCCACUUCACAAUUAAAGGAUGAUGAAAAUAUAGGUAGAGACUCCUCAGUGUCUGUGAUUACAAAUGUAACAGUUGAUUCAGCGAUCUCAUCCCAGGGAACAGAUAGAGGUCCUACUGUUAAAAAGCAAGAGGACUAUGUACCCAGUGAGGAUUUCAUUGGCAAAAUCAGCUCUCCUCGGACAGAUGUAGGGAAUCCAAACUCCUUUUCCCACUUGAGUGAGGAGAUUUUGAUAAAAAAAGAGCCAGCAGAGGAGAGAACAACUGAAAAAUCACUCCAGUCUGGUUUACCUUUGUGUCUCAAACCAGACAUACCUGGAAAGGAUAACUCUGAACAAUUUUCAGAUUGCCUUGUGCCUAGUGAAGUUAGAGCUAAUGAAAAUGAACAUUAUGAACAUGAAGAAGUUAUCGGCACCACAGAACUUCUUAAUAUGACAGAACAUUUCUCUGACUCUCAGGACAUGAGUAAUUGGAAAUUGACUAAACUAAAUGAGAUGAGUGAUCGCCAAGUAAAUGAAGAAAAUGAAAAGUUUUUACAAAUUAAUCAGCCUGAUGACACUGAUGGUGAUAAUGUAGGAGAGUGUGUUGGAAUGGCAGAUGCAGGUCUAGAUUUAAAAGGAACUUGCAUGAGUGAAAGUGAAGGAUGUGAUUUCUCCACUGUUACAGAUUCACCAGCAGCAAAUUCUGUAUCUAAUGGUUGUGAUUCCUAUGGAAUGCAGAGCCCAGUUGUUUCUUUUGUUCCAAAGACUUUACCCUCCAAAGAAGAUUCAGUAACAGAAGAAAAAGAAAUCGAGGAGAGCAAGUCAGAAUGCUACUCAAGCAUUUAUGAACAGAGAGGAAAUGAGGCCACAGAAGGGAGUGGACUACUUUUAAACAGCACUGGUGACCUAAUGAAGAAAAAUUAUUUACAUAAUUUCUGUAGUCAAGUUCCAUCAGUCCUUGUGCAGUCUUCCCCCAAGAUAGUAGCAAAUCUGCAAUCCGUCAGUGUUCCUUUUGGUGGUGCAAGACCCAAGCAACCUUCUAAUCUUAAACUUCAAAUUCCAAAGCCAUUAUCAGACCAUUUAAAAAAUGACCUUCCCACAAACAACGGAAAUAGUAUUAAAAACAAAAAUGAUAUUCUUGGAAAAGCCAAACUAGGGGAAAACUCAGCAACCAACACCUCUUUGGGAAACAUCUCUAUUGCUGAUACAAAUGGGGAACAUUUAGAAAGUUAUGAGGCCUCCAGUAGACCGUGCCUUGCAGUAGCUCCAGAUAGCCCAGAUAAUGAUCUGAGAGCUGGUCAGUUUGGAAUUUCUGCCAGAAAGCCAUUUACCACUCUGGGUGAAGUAGCUCCAGUAUGGGUACCAGAUUCCCAGGCUCCAAAUUGCAUGAAAUGUGAAGCCCGGUUUACCUUCACCAAAAGAAGGCAUCAUUGCAGAGCAUGUGGGAAGGUUUUCUGUGCUUCCUGCUGUAGCCUGAAAUGUAAGCUGUUAUACAUGGAUCGAAAAGAAGCUAGAGUGUGUGUAAUCUGCCAUUCAGUGCUAAUGAAUGCUCAAGCCUGGGAGAACAUGAUGAGUGCCUCAAGCCAGAGCCCUAACCCUAACAAUCCUGCUGAAUACUGUUCUACUAUCCCUCCCUUGCAGCAAGCUCAGGCCUCAGGAGCCCUGAGCUCUCCACCUCCCACUGUGAUGGUACCUGUGGGAGUUUUAAAGCACCCUGGAGCAGAAGUGGCUCAGCCCAGAGAGCAGAGGAGAGUUUGGUUUGCUGAUGGUAUUUUGCCCAAUGGAGAAGUUGCUGAUGCAGCCAAAUUAACAAUGAAUGGAACUUCCUCUGCAGGAACUCUGGCUGUGUCACAUGACCCAGUCAAGCCAGUAACUACCAGUCCUCUACCAGCAGAGGUGGAUAUUUCUCUGUUCUCUGGGAAUAUAACUCAGGUUGGAAGUCCUGUUGGAAGUGCAAUGAAUCUUAUUCCUGAAGAUGGCCUUCCUCCCAUUCUGAUCUCCACUGGUGUAAAAGGAGACUAUGCUGUGGAAGAGAAACCAUCACAAAUAUCAGUAAUGCAGCAAUUAGAAGAUGGUGGCCCUGAUCCGCUUGUAUUUGUUUUAAAUGCAAAUUUGUUGUCAGUGGUUAAAAUUGUAAACUAUGUAAAUAGGAAGUGCUGGUGUUUCACAACCAAGGGGAUGCAUGCCGUGGGGCAGUCUGAGAUAGUCAUUCUUCUGCAGUGUCUACCAGAUGAGAAGUGUCUGCCGAAAGACAUCUUUAACCACUUCGUGCAGCUUUAUCGGGAUGCUCUGGCAGGGAAUGUUGUGGGCAACUUGGGACAUUCCUUCUUCAGUCAGAGUUUCCUUGGCAGUAAAGAACACGGUGGAUUCUUGUAUGUAACAUCUACCUACCAGUCACUGCAGGAUCUUGUACUCCCAACCCCACCUUAUUUGUUUGGGAUUCUCAUCCAGAAAUGGGAAACUCCUUGGGCUAAAGUGUUUCCCAUUCGACUAAUGUUGAGACUUGGAGCUGAAUAUCGACUUUAUCCCUGCCCGCUGUUCAGUGUGAGAUUUCGGAAGCCGUUGUUUGGAGAGACGGGGCAUACCAUCAUGAAUCUUCUUGCAGACUUCAGAAAUUACCAGUAUACCUUGCCAGUAGUUCAAGGUUUGGUGGUUGAUAUGGAAGUUCGGAAAACAAGCAUCAAAAUUCCUAGUAACAGAUACAAUGAGAUGAUGAAAGCCAUGAACAAGUCCAAUGAGCAUGUCCUUGCAGGAGGUGCCUGCUUCAAUGAAAAGGCAGACUCUCACCUGGUGUGUGUACAGAACGAUGAUGGAAACUAUCAGACCCAGGCUAUUAGUAUUCACAAUCAGCCCAGGAAAGUGACUGGUGCCAGUUUCUUUGUGUUUAGUGGCGCCCUGAAAUCCUCUUCAGGAUACCUUGCCAAGUCCAGUAUUGUGGAAGAUGGCGUCAUGGUGCAGAUCACCGCUGAGAACAUGGAUUCGUUGAGGCAGGCACUUCGAGAGAUGAAGGACUUCACCAUCACCUGUGGGAAGGCGGAUGCAGAGGACCCCCAGGAACACAUCCACAUCCAGUGGGUGGAUGAUGACAAGAACAUUAACAAGGGUAUCAUAAGUCCUAUAGAUGGGAAGUCCAUGGAGUCUAUAACAAACGUGAAGAUAUUCCAUGGCUCCGAGUAUAAAGCAAAUGGAAAAGUCAUCAGAUGGACAGAGGUGUUUUUCCUGGAAAACGAUGACCAGCAUAACUGCCUGAGUGACCCUGCAGACCACAGCAGGCUGACCGAGCAUGUUGCCAAGGCCUUUUGCCUUGCUCUCUGUCCCCACCUGAAGCUUCUAAAGGAAGAUGGAAUGACAAAACUGGGAUUGCGUGUGACACUUGACUCAGAUCAGGUUGGCUAUCAAGCGGGGAGCAAUGGCCAGCCCCUCCCCGCCCAGUACAUGAACGAUCUGGACAGCGCCUUGGUGCCGGUGAUCCACGGAGGGGCCUGCCAGCUCAGCGAGGGCCCCGUCGUCAUGGAGCUCAUCUUUUAUAUUCUGGAGAACAUCGCAUAGACAGAGAAGACUUCGUGUUUUUCUGUUCUGACCUGUUGCAACAGCAGUCAUACCCAAAUCAUUUGCACUUUAAAACUGGAAGAUUAAGCUUUUGUUAACACUAUUAAUGGGGGGAGGGUGGAAUAGGGCGGGAAUGGGGACCUGGGGAACGAGGGUGGGUAAGGGUGGUUGGGGGAACAGAUGUUCCAUACUUCUGUGUCUUCUAUGCAUCGUCCACCAAGAAGACCUGGACAGCUUCUGUUACUGCACAGUAGUUAUGCUAUCUUUGCAGCUAAUCCCCUUCUCUUACUGUCUAGACAAGAAUUCUGCUCCACUCUUUUCAGAUUAGUCAUGGUCAUGUGCUCAGAAAUGCUCAGAUGGGUACAACCUUCACCAAGGGUGGGGUGGGAGGGCGAAGGGAAAAUAAACCGUGAAACAUCAGUUUUGCACUCUCUGUACAGAAUCGGUGUAAAGAGGACAACUCCACACAGAUCUCGUCCCAGUUGUAUCACAGCUGUUUACCAAGUAGAAGUCACACUUAGAUUAUUUGUUUUUACAGAUUUCUCGUUGAAGUGAAUCAAAGACCAAAGGGAGCCGUGUAGUCACGAAGAGCUCCACGUGGUCGUGGAGGAGCUCAGUGUAAGCGAGGCACGUGGGCAGCAGAGCUGUGCAGGACCACGUGAGACCUGCCCAGGGGAGUGGCGGAUAUUAAACUGGGCCUUUCUGUGAAAGCUGACAAAAGAUACCCAAGACAUUUUUAGUUGCUAUAUACUAGAAGUAUUUUUUUACACAGUUUAUUGGGAAAGCGUUUUGACCUCCAAGAAAGCUGCAUGUACAAAAAACCCCACUCUGUACCCUUCACCCAGAUUCGCUUGAUUGUUCACAUACUAACAUUUUGCCCCAUAUGUUUCUCUGAAUCCCUACCAAAAAACUGAAGCAUUUAAGUUGCAUGCAUCACACUCCUUUACCUCUGAAUACGUUGAUGCUUAUUUCCUGUCUAUAUGGACAGCCUUACAUAACUGCAGAUCAGUUAAUCAACUUUAGCAAAGUUCACACUGAUACCGUAUUUUAACCUGGUAUCUGUCAUGUCUUGUGUAGCAUUCCCCCACCCGCAAGAAACCUUCUAGCCUAGGAGCAGACAUAGCCUGUAGCUGUUACGACUUGCUUUUACCUUUUGUCAUUGGUAUCUUCUGUGACUACAGGCCUCUCCAUCUUGUUUUGUAAUAGAAAAAUACCUCAUUUUGAGUUUGAUGUUUAGAGUCACUUUAUGUAUUCUUGACCAGAAUCAUUUGCUAUCCAUCUGCCUCUCAUUGAGGUGGUAAUUCUGACAACCUGAUCAAGGUGUUGACUAAUUUCUCUACUAUACCCCCGCAAAUAAUAACCAACAUAUGUGAAAGACAUUGUCAGACCAGGCAGAUAUCUUGUUCAUCAAAAUAUUCCCUUAGAUUUAGCAUACAGUUUCAUACCUGUUCUGAUAUUAUACAACACUUGGAAAAUAAUUUUCCAGUUCUAGAAUUCCAUCCACAUGUACCAGCUGAACUUAGUAAUCUGUACAUAGAAGCCCUUUCUUCGUCCCUAUUUUAUCCAUUCAUUUAAUUUUUAUUAUGGUCUUAUGAAUUUUUCUUCAGUGAUUCUAAUUUAUUAUUUUGGUGCUUAGGUCUUAGCUUUGACCAAAUGGAGCACCUUCAGGCUAGCUCCUACAUCCUUACGACAUAAUUAAUUUUUAACACUUUGUUUACUAGCUUAAAAAGAUGCUUCAGACGAAACUUACUCUUAUUUUCAUCUCCCUGAAAUCAGCCAUUUCUUCAAGGAGCUUUGGUUUCUUUUAAAGGGAAUGGGACCAGAAACCAAGGUCUGGCUUACCCAGGAUAUACUCUGAUAAUUUUCUCUUCAGAACUUGUUUUGAAACUAGGUGUGGUAAUGAAUGCUUGUCAUCCCAACUUGGGAAGCAGAGGCAAGACAACUGUUAAUUUCCAGGCCAGCUCAGGCAACUUAGUGAGGCUGUAUCUCAAAACCUAAGAAGGGCUGUGGAUGAAGCUCGGUGGUGGAGGUUGCCUAGGCUCUAUCCCUGGUUCCGCAAGGAAGAAAAUUUAUUCUGGACACACACCAAAUGGAUUCAACAGCCCAAAGUUUGAAGAACAGGGAGAGACUGCGCCCCACUGGCUGGAGCAGGGCCUAGCACUUGGCAGUAACUGGCUGUAGAGCUUGAGUUCAGGGCAGUAGCUGUUUCCCAGACAGAUACCCAAAGGCCCGGCCUGGAAAACUUUGCUGGGUUCAUCCCUAAUUGGGGUGAGGGUUGUAUUUACAGCUACUUCUCCAAAGGCGUUGGUAUUAGAAGCUACCAAGAACCGUAACUGGACCCUUCAUAUAGACUCAGAGAUACUAGGGCUUCUAAGCUUCCCCUGCACCCGUACAGCACUAAUACGGACUGAGCCCUAGGACCGUGUGUGCCCACAAGCCGGAGAACGGGGCCAGGUGUAUUUGGUGUUAAUACCAGCUUAGGUCUAAAUACACCUCAGAAGUUUGGCACUUCUACAGCGGCUGGUCCUGCUUUCCUGUAGUUUGUCUUCCACCUCUACUAAAUCCAUCUUCCCUGCUGUACAUUAUUUCUUCUGGAUCAGUGCAGGCUUUUUAAUUCUCCCACUAGUCAGGGUGAGAAGUCCUUUAUUUGUAGUAAAAUCACCUUAUGGGGUUGGGUAUAAAACCAAGACUACUUUGUUUUCUUCUAUGUUUAUCUUUGGCUUUAUACAAUGUGUACAGUAAGAAUUAUAUUAAGCAAAAUCCUGAGCAUCGUAUUUCUGAGAAGGCAAACUUUCCUAGAUUGUAAACAGUGAGCUACAGCAUCCUUAGCUGAAGAGAAACAGAAUUGUCAUUCUAGUAAUGUCUUACAUUUUUGAAAUUACUGAAUGCUUGCCAAGUACCAGGCACUGUUUCUCCAUCUGUCCUCAGCAGCACUUCCGAGCACCUACUGCAUUCCCGAGCGGGAGCGUAACUUCCCGUCUCCUGUCUUUUCCCAUGCACAAUGGGUCCUGCUGGUGGGCCCCAAAUGUCCAGUUCAGUUUACCUCUGUGAUCAUCUGGGAAACAGUUUAAACAUUUAACACAUUUCAGGCAUUUGUUUCUAGAACUGAUAGUGGUUCUACUUUAAUGCUAAAAUAGUAAUUUAAAUAGUGGUCAUGAGAUUUGUAGGGGUGGUUUACAUGGACGGAAGGACUAAGGGGCAGAGCAGGAAAAAUGAUGCCCAUCCUCAAGCCCGGGCAGCUGAGGCCGGAAAAGGGAAAGCUGCUUCGGUGAUGGAGCUGGACCGGGUGUAGACUCUCUGGGGUGCCAGUCCCGGCCUCACUGUUCUGACCUGAGAAGGGCUGACCUUACUUAAAGGGCAAGGCCUUUUAGGAGAUGCCUCAAAUACUGGGAAAACAAGCUCUCAAAAUUUGGAAGCAACCAUGCAACAGUGCUACAAAAAAGGAAAAAUAUUAAUGUCAUAAUGAAUGUGCCCCUUAAUUACAAGCAAGAUUUCUAAGAUCAAUUUCAUCCAUAUUCUAUUCACUAAUUCACAAGAAAGCGUGCCCUGUGUCAGAUCGAAGAAUUUAAAGUCUGAAAAUGAUCCAGGUAGUGCCUGGUUCCCAAGUGCACAUGAAUGAUACGUCUCCAAUGUCUGGUCACAGUAUUGGGAUGAAGCUUAGGACAGCAGGAGCCUGGGUAGCCCCUCCCACUCCCCAUGCAAGCCUUUGCGACAACAAAGGCCUUUUAAGAACCACAGUUUCCAAGUCCAGUGGAUGGCUUUGUCUUGCCUCGGUCAGCCCUGAGGUUUGGUUUUUCUAAAGAGCAAAGAGCAGUGAAGCCCACUGAAACUGAGUGUGUUACAAAGGAGAAUCUUUGGAGCCAUAAAAAGUGCCCUGUUGAAAUGGGGUAUUUCCAGCAGAGGCCUGAACUGGGCUUGUCAGAACCUUUGCAGAUAAACCCGCUGCCCUCAUUAGUAAGUGCUGGCUUGGACACAAACCGUGAGGGGAAAACUAGGCUGGGUUGCCUUGGCUCCUGAUGACCCUCUUGAUUCUAGAUCAUGGCUUGUUUGACAGAUAUGUGUGAUUUCAAAUAAAUGUUAAAUCUCAACUCUGGAAGUUCUGGUAGCUCACUCUGACAGGUAAGACCAACCAGUGGGCUCUUGGGAAAAGUCACUGGUCUGUAAUCCUGCUGUUGCCACUAAAAGCUCUGCUCUUUAGGGGUAGGGAAGCAUGGCCCAACCCUGUUACCCCCAAGGAAGAUAUAAAAGCUCAAGCCCUGAGCUGUGCUUAUGCAAUACUAUAGUGAUCAGUAAGCUGAAUGUAUCUGCUUCACUUACAGCCUUUUACAAAUAAUCUUGAAAAAUGUUUUUGUUAAAUCUAAUGCUUCAAAAGGGGUGUUUAUUUCUAAGAACUGUAGACUAUUAAGAGUUUUGAAUAUUAAACCUGUUACAAUUACAAGUCCCUUCAUCAUUUCUAUCCCUUUAGAAAAAGCCAAAGGAGAAUUUCUUGGAAAGAACUAAAGUAUGUCCUGAGCAACGAGCUGGCUCAAAAGAGGAAGCUACAGCAGCAGUGGACAACUGUUACCGCUACUCUGACUUUUAAACAGUGCCAGGGAGACUGCUGGCUUACAAUGUGUGUAGAAUGCAGAAUCCCUGCAAUGAAUCAGACCUAGUUUCUUAAAUAAAUAAAAGUUGGCUACAUAAAA
Messenger RNA from Chinchilla lanigera (long-tailed chinchilla), 9067 nucleotides. It is a transcript of the gene Zfyve9, whose product is annotated as zinc finger, FYVE domain containing 9. The record is from RefSeq and is a predicted model, not a curated record. Gene Ontology annotation, biological process: endosomal transport. NCBI's taxonomy places the organism in Eukaryota, Metazoa, Chordata, Mammalia, Rodentia, Chinchillidae. Gene Ontology annotation, molecular function: metal ion binding. Gene Ontology annotation, cellular component: early endosome membrane.